GAUUCUAGUCUGCUGUUAGAAGGCUAUUCAUCCAAGUUGAGUCCCCAAACCAAGAGAGCCAAGAAGAGCCUGCUUUCCGGACAGGAGAAAGAGAAUCUGCCCAGUGAUUACAUGGUGCCUAUUUUCUCAGGACGCCAAGUACCGGUCAGUGGAAUUACAGAUACGGAGGAAGAACGAAUUAAAGAAGCUGUUGCGUAUAUAGCCCAGAGGAAUCUCCUUGCUAGUGAAGAAGGAAUCAUGACAUCCAAACAUUCGACCACGUCCAAACAGUCCAUGGCAUCCAAACAGUCUACAUCCGCUCUCCAACAGGAGGAGACUUAUGAGAAGAAAUCAAGGAAAGUUGCAAUUCGAGAAAAGGCAGAACGCCUGUCCCUGAGAAAAACAUUAGAAGAAACCGAGGCAUAUCACAGAAAGUUGAAUGAAGAUAGUCUUCUUCAUGCUCCAGAGUUCAUCAUUAAACCUCGUUCGCACACUGUGUGGGAGAAACAGAGUGUCAAAUUGCACUGCUCUGUAGCAGGCUGGCCAGAACCUCGUGUCACAUGGUAUAAAAACCAGGUUCCCAUAAAUGUCCACACAAAUCCUGGAAAGUAUAUUAUUGAAAGUCGAUAUGGAAUGCACACUCUGGAGAUUAAUGCAUGUGAUUUUGAGGACACAGCUCAGUACCGGGCCUCUGCAAUGAACGUUAAAGGAGAACUUUCAGCCUAUGCUUCCGUCGUGGUAAAGAGAUAUAAAGGAGAGUUUGAUGAGACUUGCUUCCAUGCUGGGUCUUCCACCCUGCCCCUCAGCUCUGCUGUUACCCCUUUUGGUUAUGCAUCCAAGUUUGAGAUCCAUUUUGAUGACAAGUUUGAUGUGUCUUUUGGGAGAGAGGGUGAAACGAUGAGUCUAGGUUGCCGUGUAGUUAUCACUCCCGAAAUUAAAACUUUCCAGCCAGAGGUCCAGUGGUACAGAAAUGGAGCACCUAUUUCUCCAUCAAAAUGGGUGCAGGCACACUGGAGUGGAGAUCGGGCAACACUGACAUUUUCUCAUCUCAACAAAGAAGAUGAAGGCCUCUAUACAAUACGUGUGCGAAUGGGAGAGUAUUAUGAACAAUACAGUGCUUAUGUCUUUGUUCGAGAUGCUGAUGCAGAGAUUAAGGGUGCGCCAGCUUCUCCUUUGGAUGUGAUGCCCCUAGAUGCCAACAAAGAUUUUAUCAUCAUCUCUUGGAAACAGCCAGCUGUUGAUGGAGGAAGUCCUAUUCUGGGAUAUUUUAUUGAUAAAUGUGAGGUUGGCACAGAUACCUGGUCUCAAUGCAAUGACACACCUGUGAAGUUUGCCCGUUUCCCAGUCACUGGAUUGAUAGAAGGACGCUCCUAUAUAUUCCGGGUUCGAGCUGUGAAUAAUAAUGGAAUAGGUUUACCCUCCCGAGUGUCUGAGCCAGUCGCUGCUCUGGAUCCAGCUGAAAAAGCUAGACUCAAAAGUCGCCCUUCAGCACCCUGGACUGGGCAGAUCAUUGUCACUGAAGAGGAACCUGCAGAGGGUAUUAUUCCUGGGGCCCCCACAGACCUCUCUGUGAAUGAGACCACUCCGAGCUACGUUGUGCUCAGCUGGAAACCCCCUGGCCAGCGUGGUCAUGAGGGCAUUACGUAUUUCAUUGAAAAGUGUGAAGCAGAGUCGCAAAACUGGCAGCGGGUGAACACAGAGCUCCCAGUGAAAUCGCCCCGCUUUGCUCUGUUCGACUUAGCGGAAGGAAAAUCCUACUGCUUUCGGGUCCGCUGUUCUAAUUCAGCUGGAAUUGGGGAGCCUUCAGAAGCGACGGAAGUGACUGUGGUAGGGGCCAAGCUUGAUAUUCCCAAAGCCCCCAGCAAAAUCAUACCAAGCAGAAACACAGAUACCUCAGUGGUAGUUACUUGGGAGGAACCCAAAGAUGCAAAAGAGCUGGUGGGGUACUACAUAGAGUCCAGUGUUGUCGGCUCUGGCAAGUGGGAACCCUGCAACAACAACCCCGUGAAGGGCUCACGAUUUACUUGUCAUGGAUUGGUAACAGGUCAGAAUUACAUCUUCCGAGUCAGAGCCGUUAAUGCAGCUGGACUUAGUGACUAUUCACAGGAUUCAGAAGCUAUUGAAGUAAAAGCUGCUAUUGGGGGAGGAGUGUCUCAAGAUGUGUGCCCUGAACUGAGUGACACGCCUGGUGGACUAACAGACUUCCGGGGAGGCAUGCAUGAAGCCUCCCAGCCAACCUCUAAGAAAGAUGCUUUGCUUGGUAGCAAACUUAACAAACCUACUCUGCCCGGUAGCUCUCACAAACUGGGCAAAACAGAAGUGAGUAAAGUAAGUGAAACAGUUCAGGACGAGCCUAUCCCACCACCAGCAGCUCCUAAAGGGAAAAGUAAGUCUGGCCCUCUGAAAAAGAAGAAGGACGUAGCGACACCAUCGCCACCCUAUGAUAUCACUAGUCUUGAAAGUUUUCGUGACUCAAUGGUUCUUGGAUGGAAGCAGCCAGAUAAGACUGGAGGGACUGAUAUUACUGGCUACUAUGUGAACUUCCGCGAAGUGAUUGGUGGGGUGCCAGGAAAAUGGAGAGAAGCCAACAUUAAGGCUGUCAGUGAUCAGGCAUAUAAGAUUAGCAACUUGAAGGAAAACAUGGUGUAUCAAUUCCAAGUGGCAGCCAUGAACAUCGCUGGAUUAGGAGAAUUCUCAGCAGCAAGUGAAUCCUUCAAAUGUGAAGAGUGGACCAUUGCUGUUCCAGGACCUCCACACAACCUCAAGUAUAGUGAAGUCAGGAAAACUUCCCUCGUUCUUCAGUGGAAGCCUCCAGUCCACUCUGGGAGGACUCCGGUGACUGGUUACUUUGUGGACUUGAAGGAAGCCAAUGCCAAAGAGGACCAGUGGCGAGGGCUCAACAAGACGGCUACUGAAAACAAGUACCUGAGGCCUCACUUUGGAAAACAGCUGCUAGCUCACAUCUCUCUCUUCUUUCCCUACUUGCCACCCUUUCUUAUCCAGCUCACAGGAACCAAAGAGGUUGUUGUAACUGUGGAUGAUGAUGGAGUCAUUUCUUUGAACUUUGAAUGUGAUCAGAUGUCUCCAGAUUCCAAGUUCAUCUGGUCAAAGGAUUAUGUAUCUACUGAAGACUCUCCACGGUUAGAAGUUGAAAGUAAAGGCAACAAGACAAAACUUACGUUUAAAGACCUCGGUAUGGAAGAUUUGGGAAUUUACUCCUGUGAUGUGACUGAUACAGAUGGGAUAGCGUCAAGCUACGUAAUAGAUGAAGAAGAGGUGAAACGUUUACUUGCUCUCAGCCACGAACACAAAUUCCCAACUGUCCCAGUUAAAUCAGAGUUGGCAGUUGAAAUUUUGGAGAAGGGGCAGGUCCGGUUUUGGAUGCAGGCGGAGAAGUUGUCUAGCAACGCCAAAGUCAACUACAUAUUCAACGAAAAGGAGAUUUUUGAGGGACCGAAAUAUAAGAUGCAUAUUGACCGAAACACUGGUAUCAUUGAAAUGUUCAUGGAGAAGCUGCAAGAUGAGGAUGAGGGAACAUACACCUUCCAGCUUCAAGAUGGAAAAGCAUCUGGCCAUUCUAGUCUUGUUCUCAUUGGAGACGUUUAUCAAAAGCUCCAGAAAGAAGCUGAAUUCCAGAGACAAGAAUGGAUCAGGAAACAAGGUCCACAUUUUGCAGAGUAUUUGAGCUGGGAAGUGACUGGUGAAUGUAACGUGCUCUUGAAAUGCAAGGUGGCAAAUAUUAAGAAGGAAACUCUUAUUGUGUGGUACAAAGAUGAGAAAGAAAUAUCAGAGGAUGAAAAGCAUGAUUUUAAGGAUGGUAUAUGUACCCUGCUUAUAACAGAGUUUUCGAAGAAAGAUGCUGGGAUUUAUGAAGUGAUCCUGAAAGAUGACCGAGGGAAAGAUAAGAGCAGAUUGAAGCUUGUGGAUGAAGCCUUUAAAGAGCUGAUGAGUGAAGUAUGUAAAAACAUUGCGUUGUCUGCUACAGACCUGAAAAUCCAGAGCACUGCUGAGGGAAUCCGGCUGUACUCCUUCGUGACUUACUACUUGGACGACCUGAAGGUCAGCUGGUCCCACAAUGGAAAUACUAUUAAGUACACAGAUAGAGUUAAGACUGGGGUCACCGGGGAGCAGAUCUGGUUACAAAUCAAUGAGCCCACUCCUAAUGACAAAGGGAAAUACGUAAUGGAGCUCUUUGAUGGAAAAACUGGACACCAGAAGACAGUGGAUCUUUCUGGACAAGCAUAUGAUGAAGCCUUUGCUGAAUUCCAGAGGUUGAAACAAGCUGCCAUUGCAGAAAAAAAUCGUGCCCGAGUGCUGGGCGGCCUCCCGGAUGUGGUCACUAUCCAGGAGGGGAAGGACCUUAAUCUCACUUGUAACGUGUGGGGCGAUCCUGCUCCAGAGGUGUCCUGGAUGAAGAAUGAGAAGGCUCUGGUCUCAGAUGACCACUGCAGCCUCCGGAUGGAGGCAGGAAAGACCGUAUACUUCACGAUCACAGCAGUGAGCUCCUCUGACUCAGGCAAAUAUGGCCUGGUGGUGAAGAACAAGUACGGCAGCGAGAUCAGCGAUCUCACCAUCAGUGUGUUCAUCCCGGAAGGGGAGGCCAGGAAGUCAUUGUCAGAGGCCCCCAAAGGAAUCAAGAAGUCCAAGUAA
Molecule: messenger RNA, 4629 nt
Organism: Chrysochloris asiatica (Cape golden mole)
Lineage: Eukaryota; Metazoa; Chordata; Mammalia; Afrosoricida; Chrysochloridae
Gene: MYOM1
Product: myomesin 1
Exons: 36
Coding region: 112-4629 (1505 amino acids)
Molecular function (GO): protein binding
Source: RefSeq, a predicted model, not a curated record